UCAAUAACUUUGUUUUUUUCUAUUUUAAAAUUUGCAACAUAUAUAGACGGAUUUCUCCUUGAAACGGAUCAUACGUCAAACCCUGGUGUAAAUAAUCAAUGCAUUUCAAUGGAUACCUGUAUGCAUAUAGCAGAAAAGAAAGAAUUAAGAGACCAGAUCUUUCAGUUCAAACUCGAAAAUGACAAAAGUUUACGAAUACUGACAAACCAAUUGCAACAUAAACUAUCCGAAAUGGAUGAAAAACUACAAGGAAAUUACAAACCCAAUGAUACAAUAGAAUUUGCGAAUUUAAAGCAAAAAUAUCAGUUGCUACAAGGCAGCUAUAUCCAUCAAAAAGACGAACUGGAGAUAUUAAAAAACGCAACAAUGAACGUUCUUCAAGAACUGUUCGAACUGAAGCAGCUAAAAAGUAUUAAUCAGGAUUUAAACAUGAGUAAUGUGCAAGGAAAACUUCAAUUACUUGACCAAAAAACUAACUCACUGACAAUCAACCAGAAUGCUAGAAGUCAAGACUUUCUUGCCUUGUUUAAUAACACUCGUGUAAUGGAAAACAAAAUUAAUCUAAUGGGGAAUUUUAUAACUCAGAUUUUAAGUCAUGAAAUAAUACAAAACGCAACGACAGCAACACAUUUCAACAUAUUCAAUGAUCUGAAAAAUAGAGUUUAUGAAAUUGAAACUAAGCAAAAUGCUACUUUCGCUGAUGUCAUAUCGAAAAUUAUUUCGCUUGAAGGAAAAGUAUCAAACAACAGCAAAAGAGUGGCAGUUACAGCAUGUGUAGGAUCAACUCAAACAUUUUCUGAUGCUGUAGUUAGAUUUUCUACAGUGAGAUCAGAAAUAGGAAUAAAUAACAUUGCUACGUUCAUGUACAGUGGGAAAUUUGUUUGCGAGAUUCCUGGUUUAUAUUAUAUCUCAGCUCAUAUACGUACAAGUUCAGGAGAUUAUGGUUUCCACGUCAAGAAGAACAAUGAUUAUAUUGCUUAUUCUAUAACAGAUGCAGGUUUGUCGGAUUCAACAAACCCAAUAUCUGCUGUAGUGGCACUUCAAAUAAAAGACACACUGUACGUCGAAACUAGUGCAACCAUUUAUUCUACAUAUUCCUGUAUAUCAAUUGUGAAAGUUAAAUAACUACUAUUGUUGAUAACACAUGUUGACAUUAACUGGACCAAUUUUAGUUUCUUUUACUCAAAUAUUAUAA
This is a messenger RNA of Mytilus trossulus (common blue mussel), 1195 nucleotides long. RefSeq lists its product as uncharacterized. Bases 109 to 1125 code for a protein of 338 amino acids. Lineage: Eukaryota; Metazoa; Mollusca; Bivalvia; Mytilida; Mytilidae. The transcript is spliced from 2 exons. Gene Ontology annotation, molecular function: protein binding. The record is from RefSeq and is a predicted model, not a curated record.